UUACAGAUUGCGGCUCACUGCGGAGACUCAAUGACGCACGGAUACGCGCAGCCCCAAUAAAUACUUCUUUAUAUGGAGGAUCUAGCUCAGGCUACACCCUGCAGCUUAGAUGUACCUAACGCUUCGUAUCUUUAUAUGGUGAGCAGGACACCAGUUCCCACGGAACAUGGAUAGUGGCUGGUUUAUUGGAAAUCAGAGGAUUCCCCCUUCAGAGGAGGAGGCUUCCAGCUCUUGCAGCAGCGUCUCAAGACCCUGCAUGACUAUCAACCUGACUGAAAUGCUUAGAGCUGACAAACCGAGUGCAGUGAAGAAGCCAAUUCCAAUCCGCCCCCCAAACCCCAGAGUUUCUGCACCCAGGGCGAAAGAGUUCCACUGCAGCCUCUCUUGUGAACCCACGCCUAAACCCAUCAUCCGACAGCGCUCACACUCUCUGCCUUCUGCCACAGAAGAGAAGAAACGAUGUAGAAAUGUUGGCGUACGGUUUGUUGACUCUUUGGGGCUCGACCUGGAGAACAUCAAGCUUUUUGAAUCUGGAGAGGAUCCACUUGUACCACAUCAUGUUGCCUUCAGAUUGUUGAUGGGUGCUGAGUUGGCAGAUGGAAGGCAUCUGGAGAUAUCCCUGCCAUACUUGAAGCCGGUUUUUGCUCAACAACCUGGCGACCAGCAAGGGUUCCUGCACCGCCUCUAUGAGCAGAAAGUGUGCCUGGAGAGAGUCUUGUGUAAUGAACUGGGUGUGAUCGGAAUUGCCCAGGUCCUCAAUUUGGGCUUUGAGAAAGAUCUUAUCGCUCGCUAUUCAUUUACAGAGUGGAAGAGCUGCACAGAAACUCAGGCUACUUGGGUGUCCACCAUCACCAAGACCUGGGAAGGAGGAGGGGAACUCAGUUGUGAUACAUUUCAUUUCCACCUGCCUGUUCCUCCAUUCCUUCAGCCAGGAGCAGUGUUACAGUUUGCCAUUCAAUACAAGGUCUCUGGUGCUGAAUACUGGGACAAUAAUAAUGGAGAGAAUUAUAAGUUAGUUUGCCAUAAUUACAAGCUCACUGUGCCCAAAGAGUGUGAGGAUAGCAUGGUGCACUUCAUUUAGAAUUCUGACUAAAAGUAAAGGAAGUCUGUAUACAGCACUUUAUGAUGGGUCAUCAAGACCUGUUUAAUAUGCAUAAAUAACUGCAUUGUGACAUAUAAUGUUCUUUUUGUUAGACAAACAGGAUUUUGUUUUUAUUAAGUUUGAUUCAAGAUAAACUGUCAACUCAGAAUUAGUCUGAGUGAACACUAAAUACUAAUGCACUUCUACAUUAUGCCAUGAUUUUGGUGCCACUAUUUAACUUUUGUGUUGUCUUUUAUAAAAUUGCAUUCUAUUAUUAGAUUUUCAUGGCUAUUAAAAAAGCACUUUAAUAUGGACAUAUCAAAUGGAAAUGACAUCCACUGAGUGUUGCCUAAUAUUCAUUGGAAAUUAAAUUAAUCCACGUCAGUCCAUGGUUUUCAUCCAGCUGGGUAUCUGACAUAGAAAAUAGUUUUAUACAAUGCAGGAAUUCUUUCUGCAGAACCAUUUUACUCUGUAUUCAGAGUUUGUUUUUCAGUCAAAAGUUGUUAAACCAAAUGCCAUACACAUGCAAUAGAUACAAUCUUAAUGAAUCAUAAAUGU
Messenger RNA from Centropristis striata (black sea bass), 1639 nucleotides. It is a transcript of the gene ppp1r3da, whose product is annotated as protein phosphatase 1, regulatory subunit 3Da. The coding region runs from base 167 to 1081 and encodes 304 amino acids. Lineage: Eukaryota; Metazoa; Chordata; Actinopteri; Perciformes; Serranidae. The record is from RefSeq and is a predicted model, not a curated record. Gene Ontology annotation, cellular component: protein phosphatase type 1 complex. Gene Ontology annotation, biological process: regulation of glycogen biosynthetic process. The transcript is spliced from 2 exons. Gene Ontology annotation, molecular function: protein phosphatase 1 binding; glycogen binding.